Nicotiana attenuata is the source of this 3577-nucleotide messenger RNA. Its product is annotated as lysine-specific histone demethylase 1 homolog 2. The record is from RefSeq and is a predicted model, not a curated record. The coding region runs from base 716 to 3010 and encodes 764 amino acids. Gene Ontology annotation, molecular function: oxidoreductase activity; protein binding. NCBI's taxonomy places the organism in Eukaryota, Viridiplantae, Streptophyta, Magnoliopsida, Solanales, Solanaceae. The transcript has 2 exons.
UGAGAGAAUAUUAAGAUAGAUAUUAAGAAUAUGAAAAGUUGUAAAUUUUAAAAUAAAUUGUAUAUAUGUAAUUUUAUCAAAGCAGUUGUAGAAAGGUCAUAUUCUAUGUAAAUUCCUCUAAAAAAUAUGGGUUUGUGCACUUGGGCCGAAAAUAACAAAUGAAUGGAGUUUUAAAUUCGGACCCUAAUGCCGAUGAAUGAUUUUGGCCCGCCAAUUUCAAAUGUCGCCGGAGUAAAGCUCUCUGCUGUCAAUCUUUGCUUCUCUCCGCCUGAAUCAAGCUGUAAGUUCCCCUUUUUCAUUCCUGCUCUUUCCCUCUCCUCCUCCUCACUGUUCCUCACGAGACAAAAACCCUAAUCCCUGUAUGCCAUAGUAUAGUUUGAAUUGGGAAUUGAGAUGCAGUACUUUAUUACUCCUUCGGUCCUUCCACAAAACGACUGCCUCUUUUAGUAGUAAAUGGUCAACUUUUAACACCCCCUUUUUCUGGAAAAUUUCUUUUACCUUGCCGAGAUUGCUCAAGACUGAACUAAAUUGAUAUGUUGAUAGCAAAUUACCCAGACAGUUGAACUUUGAAGUAAAUAUGGACCGAUAAUUAGGUUGAAUUCACAUUCACCGCUAAAAUUCAUGAUAUCUGAAGCCAUAAUAGGCUAAAAGAUCCAUUUGUUUUCGAAUUGGAUCCAUCAUUUAGAGCUUGGAAGAAAAGAAAAAAGGAAAGAAAAUGGAGACCCCAAAAUCACAGGGUUCGAUCUCAAAGAGACCUGUCAGAAUGAGGGUAGCUUCAAGGAAUUAUAAUGAGAAUUUGAUGGAUGAGUUGAUAGAGGAGCAGUUGGGUGGCUCUGUGAGGAAGAGGAAUAGAACAAAGAAAGAUUUGGAGAAAGAAACUGAAAUAGAGGCCAUGAUUGCUAUUUCUUUGGGCUUCCCCAUCGAUGACCUUCUUGAAGAAGAAAGAAAGGCUGGAGUCGUAAGUGAACUGGACGGGAAAGAGCAAAAUGAUUACAUUGUUGUGAGAAACCAUAUCCUUGCAAAAUGGAGAGAGAAUGUGCAUAUUUGGCUGUCCAAAGGAAAGAUAAGGGAAACUGUAAGUGCCGAGUAUGAUCAUCUGGUGGCCGUAGCAUAUGACUUUCUUUUGCAUAACGGGUAUAUAAAUUUUGGGGUUUCACCGUCAAUUGUAUCUCUUAUUCCCGAGGAACCUAGUGAAGGGUCUGUAAUUAUUGUUGGUGCUGGACUCGCUGGUUUAGCUGCAGCAAGGCAACUGAUGUCAUUUGGAUUCAAGGUGGUUAUCCUUGAAGGUAGGAACCGACCCGGAGGGAGAGUUUAUACUCAGAAAAUGGGGCGGAAGAGCAAGUUUGCUGCUGUGGAUCUUGGUGGCAGUGUCAUAACUGGUAUCCAUGCAAAUCCUUUGGGAGUUUUGGCUAGACAACUUUCCAUUCCGCUUCAUAAAGUUAGAGAUAAGUGUCCUUUAUACAAGCCUGAUGGAGCUCCUGUUGAUGCAGAAAUUGAUUCCAGAAUUGAACUCAUUUUCAAUAAGCUACUAGAUAAAGCUACCGAGCUAAGAAAAAUAGUAAGUGGAUUGGCUAAUGAUAUCUCGUUGGGCUCCGUUUUGGAGAUGCUUAGACAACUAUACGCUGUGGCUAAAACUACAGAGGAGCGGCAACUUCUGGAUUGGCAUUUUGCAAACUUGGAAUAUGCAAAUGCUGGAUGCCUCUCAAAACUCUCUGCUGCCUAUUGGGAUCAGGAUGAUCCUUAUGAAAUGGGCGGUGAUCAUUGUUUUCUUGCUGGUGGAAAUUGGGGUAUAAUCAGAGCACUGUGUAAAGGAGUUCCUAUAUUUUAUGGCAAGACUGUUCAGACAAUAAAGUAUGGAAAUGAAGGAGUAGAGGUCAUCGCUGGGGGCCAAGUUUUUCAGGCAGACAUGGUCCUCUGUACUGUUCCUCUUGGGGUACUAAAAAGAAAAUUAAUUAGAUUUGAACCAGAGUUACCUGAGAAGAAGCUUGAAGCUAUUGAUAGGCUAGGAUUUGGGUUGCUGAAUAAGGUUGCCAUGGUAUUCCCUCAUGUUUUUUGGGGGGAAGACUUGGAUACCUUUGGUUGCCUCAACCAUUAUAGCCAUAGACGAGGAGAGUUCUUCUUAUUUUACAGUUAUCAUACUGUUUCUGGGGGUCCAGUUCUUAUUGCACUUGUUGCUGGUGAUGCUGCUCAACUUUUUGAAUCCACAGAGCCAGCCACUUUAAUUAAUCGAGUUAUGAGCAUUCUCAAAGGCAUCUAUGAGCCAAAAGGCAUAAACGUGCCUGAUCCUAUACAAUCCAUAUGUACAAGGUGGGGAAGUGAUCCCUUUUCGUUUGGAUCAUAUUCACAUGUUCGCGUUCAGUCUUCUGGCAGUGAUUACGACGUACUCGCAGAAAAUCUUGAAGGUCGGCUGUUUUUUGCUGGAGAGGCUACAAUUCGACAACAUCCAGCCACCAUGCAUGGCGCCUAUUUGAGUGGCUUAAGAGAAGCUUCUCGCAUUUCCCAAUCCAUGAAAGGGAGGCAAAACAAUCCAAGGAAAACUGUACCAAAGAAUGUCGGACCAAGCAAUGAUGUAUUGGAAGAGUUGUUCAAGAGGCCAGAUCUAGCAUUCGAGGACUUCUUGUUUGUAUUUGAUCCUUCGACCUAUGAUUCUAAAUCUUUAGGACUCAUGAGAGUUACUUUUGCAAAAUUCAAUGAUGAACUUAAUGCAGAACUGUCUUGUGGCAAGGAGGCCGAUAAUAUGCCUCAGCAUUUAUUAAAUCAACCAUUGCAGCUUUAUACGGUUGUGUCUCGUGAGCAGGCGGUUGAGUUGCAGUUGGUGAAGGGUGGAAAUGAUUGUAAAUUGUCAUAUUUGUUUAAAAGUCUUGGCUUGAAGUUACUGGGAGCUAAUGCAUUAGGAAUUCUUGGCAACUCUUUAGCUGCUAACAUUUCUAAUUCUCGAAGAGGCAAAGGCCGGAAUCGAAGUUAUGGUGCCCAACAGAAUGCAGGCUACACGAAUAUUCAGCUAUCUUGAAUAAUGCUGAAUGUAUCUUCAAAUUUGUGGAGGAAUGCAGUAAAGAUGGCAUCUUUUACAUCUUACAUUGACUGUGUGUCGCUGACUGACCAGAUCAAAUAUUAGUAUGUUAGUUAGUCAUAGCAUGUGCAUUCAUGUUGCUCGCUGGUACAUCUUGUGCAACUGGCGUCGUAGUAUGUGCUCCAAGACCUCAUUCAGAUACAUAUUAUUUAGCUGUGAAGUUGAGCAGUCCUUGGUGAAAAAGGCUCGAGGAUUCUGCACAGUUUGCAUAGAGUUUCAAGCCUUCCUGUUCUAUAUCUGUUGGUUUUGUUGUGGAUAUUCUUUUGUAUGUUUGUCCUUUGUACUCCUGGAAAAUGCAAAGUGUAGACUAAAAAGUUUGUUGGUCCCUUUUGUAGGCGAACUCGUAUAAUUUUUGGAAGAAAAGAAACAAGUAGGAUGGGGUUAGACUUGUUGUAAACUUGUACCAGUAAAGAGCUGAAAAUGAAAAAGAAACCAGUUGAACGCAUGUCAGCUCUGUGUCAAUUUAUUUAUUUCUUGUUUAACUUUGUUUUACACAGAUUAUCAGCU